Chaetura pelagica (chimney swift) is the source of this 1318-nucleotide messenger RNA. It is a transcript of the gene BDH1, whose product is annotated as 3-hydroxybutyrate dehydrogenase, type 1. Lineage: Eukaryota; Metazoa; Chordata; Aves; Apodiformes; Apodidae. Bases 55 to 1086 code for a protein of 343 amino acids. The transcript has 6 exons. Gene Ontology annotation, molecular function: oxidoreductase activity. The record is from RefSeq and is a predicted model, not a curated record.
UGCAGAGAUAAGGAAGAACAGACUUGGUGUUGGUAGAGAGUGUUAACUGAAAACAUGUUGGCUACCAAGCUGUCCCGGCCUCUCCUGAACUUCUCUGUGAAAGCCCUGAAUUUCAAGGACACAGGAAAUGGUUUCAGGCCUGUGCAAAGAUUUUGUUUCCCUCUCUUGUCCCCAUGUGGCAGCCGCUCUUAUGCAGCUGAAGUCGAUCAGAUUGGCAGCAAAGCUGUGCUUAUAACAGGUUGUGACUCAGGGUUUGGAUUUGCUUUGGCGAAGCACCUGCAUACCAAGGGCUUCAUUAUUUACGCUGGCUGCCUGCAAAAGGACAAGGGAGGUGGUGGCUCCAAGGAACUGGACAACAUGAACAGUGAUCGAAUGAGAACAGUCCAGCUCAACGUCUGUGAUAGCAAGGAAGUGGACCGAGCAGUGGAGCACGUGAAUAGCAGCUUGCCGGACCCAGAGAAAGGUUUGUGGGGGCUGGUUAACAAUGCUGGGAUCUCCACAUUCGGGGAAGUGGAGUUUACAAGCAUGGACACCUACAUGGAGGUAGCUGAAGUGAAUCUGUGGGGGACUGUUAGAACCACCAAAGCUUUCCUCCCUCUCAUCCGGAGGUCGAAAGGUCGUGUGGUGAACAUCAGUAGCAUGAUGGGUCGGAUGGGCAGUCCUGCCCGGUCACCGUACUGCAUCACCAAGUUUGGUGUGGAAGCCUUCUCCGACUGCCUGCGGUACGAAAUGCAGCCCCAGGGAGUGAUGGUCAGCAUCGUGGAACCUGGCAACUUCAUAGCUGCCACCAACCUGUACAGCCCUGAGCGCAUCAAGGCCAUAGCUGACAAAAUGUGGGAUGAGCUCCCGGAGAUAGUGCGCAAAGACUAUGGCAGGAAGUACUUCGAUGAGCAGGUCAGCAAGAUGGAGACGUACUGCAACAGCGGCUCCACGGACACCUCGCCCGUCAUCGAGAGCGUGGCCCACGCGCUCACCUCCACGACCCCCUACACCCGCUACCACCCCAUGGAUUACUACUGGUGGCUCCGCAUGCAGAUCAUGACGCACAUGCCUGCUGCCAUUUCAGAUCGGCUCUAUGUCUAUUGAGGCCUCGUGCUCCUAGGCUUCACAGGUGGGAAAUUUGUUAAAGAGAACGUUGUACACACUUCCCAUUAGUUGUUUUAAAAUUCAUCUAACCUCAUUUCAGAGUACUGUAUUUUAGCUCUAAAGGGUUCAUUUAAAUAUCUGACAUAACCUAAAGGGCAGUUAUUUGCAAGGGAUGCUUCCUAGGCAGGAACGCAUUUUGUUUGUGCAGGGACAUUUGUUCUUUGCUGUUUAU